Messenger RNA from Anas platyrhynchos (mallard), 954 nucleotides. RefSeq names its product zinc finger matrin-type 5 (gene ZMAT5). Lineage: Eukaryota; Metazoa; Chordata; Aves; Anseriformes; Anatidae. Gene Ontology annotation, molecular function: zinc ion binding. Gene Ontology annotation, cellular component: U12-type spliceosomal complex. The record is from RefSeq and is a predicted model, not a curated record.
GGGGGGUCCUGGGCCCCUGGGUGCCCUGCUCGGGGGGUCCCUGUCCCUGUCCCUCUCCAUCCGGGGGUCCCUCACCUGUGAGGGGCCUCGGGGUCCUCCAUGAGGUGUGCAGGAAUCCAAGAAAACACGAGGGGAUUCACGAAGGCUCCUUGUGCCUCGACUUGCACCGGGUGAAACACCCGCUGGGUGUCACGGGACGUGGACGUUUUUUGUCCCAUUUCAUCCCAGAACGUGCUUCGAGGGGCUUAAGCAGGUGCUGUGAGUCUUGGAUCCCCCGGCACGUCCCCGGGGCGAGGAUGUCUGAUGGCUCCCGGGUGGUGCUGAGGCUGCUGAGCUGGAAGAGAGAUGGGGAAAAGGUACUUCUGUGAUUACUGCGACCGCUCCUUCCAGGACAACCUCCACAACAGGAAGAAACACCUCAACGGAGUGCAGCACCUGCGGGCUAAGAGGGCCUGGUACGACUUGUUCCGAGAUGCCGCUGCCAUCCUGCAAGAGGAGCAGAGCAAGAAACCGUGCCGCAAGUUCCUGCAAACAGGGCAGUGCGAUUUCGGGGCCAACUGCAGGUUUUCCCACAUGACGGAGCAGGACCUGGAGAAGCUGAGCGCCCAGGUGCAAGCAGGGGAGCAGCGGCUGAAGGAGCUGCGGCAGGAGGGAGCGGACGUCCCGCUUGGCACCAUCGAGGACUGGCUGGAGAAGAGGGCGAAGAGGCUGAGCGCGGCUCAGAGCAACAGCGCCCUGCCUGAGAAGCCGCUGCCCUUCCAGUACCCGCCGGGCUGGCCACCGCCGCAGGAGCUGCCCCCGUCCCUGCAGGCCCCCCCACCUGGGGGGUGGCCGCUGCCCCCCGACCUGCAGUGGGGCUGAGGCGCCCUGCUGGGGCUGGAUGUCACCCUCGCCUGAGAAAAGCACUGAAUUAUUGACCUACGCUUUUAUUUUAAUAAAUUUUUCCCCCCCGCA